Messenger RNA from Indicator indicator, 1674 nucleotides. It is a transcript of the gene TRAF5, whose product is annotated as TNF receptor associated factor 5. Bases 1 to 1674 code for a protein of 557 amino acids. Gene Ontology annotation, molecular function: thioesterase binding; zinc ion binding; tumor necrosis factor receptor binding. The transcript is spliced from 10 exons. Gene Ontology annotation, biological process: tumor necrosis factor-mediated signaling pathway; protein K63-linked ubiquitination; regulation of apoptotic process. The record is from RefSeq and is a predicted model, not a curated record. NCBI's taxonomy places the organism in Eukaryota, Metazoa, Chordata, Aves, Piciformes, Indicatoridae. Gene Ontology annotation, cellular component: plasma membrane signaling receptor complex.
AUGGCCUGUGACGAACCCAAUGCUCUUUCGGGCAUCUUCAUGCGCCAGAACUCUGCCAGUGCCAUCUCUCUUGACUUCGAGCCUGAUGCUGACUACAACUUUGUUGAAACCUUAGAAGACAGGUACAAGUGUGCCUACUGCCACCUCGUGCUUCACAAUCCCCACCAGACGGGAUGCGGGCACCGAUUUUGCCAGCAGUGCAUUAUUUCUUUGAGAGAGCUGAAUGCAGUACCCACCUGUCCUGUUGACAAAGAAACAAUAAAAAUGCAUGAGGUGUUCAAAGACAACUGCUGUAAAAGAGAGGUCCUCAACUUGCACGUGUUUUGCAAAAACACUCCUGACUGCAAUUCAAAAAUAAUUCUGGGACGAUAUCAGGAGCAUCUUCAGCAGUGUUUGUUUGAAAGUGUGCAAUGCACUAAUGAUGGAUGUUGUGAACAAAUUCUUCGGAAAGACCUAAAAGAGCAUUUAAGCCAGCACUGUAAAUUUCGAGAAGAAAUGUGCCAGUACUGUAAUAAAUAUGUGGUGUUAAUUAACAUAAAGAAUCAUGAAGAAAAUGACUGUCCUGAUUACCCUGUGCCUUGUCUCCGAAACUGUUCACAAAUUAUUCUGAAAAAAGAGAUUGACAAACACCACAUGGUUUGUCCUGAGGCAGAAGUGGACUGCCCAUAUAAGCAGUAUGGCUGUCUUGCAAAGGUUAAAAGAGGGAAACUUGCUGAACAUGAAAACAGUGCCCUGAGGGAGCACAUGCUGCAGAUUUUAGACAAGAACUCCCGGCUGGAAGAACAGAUAUCUGAUCUAUAUAAGAGCCUGGAAUGUAAAGAGAUUAAAAUCCAGCAGCUAGCAGAGGCCAUUAAAAAGUGUGAGAAAGAAUUCCGGCAGUUUACACAACUGUUUGGUAAAAAUAGCAACUUGAUGGUAAGCACACAGGCUCUGGCCAGUCACCUGGAUAAGUCUGCACGCCUGGAAUCACAAGUGAAACAGCUAAUACAGAUGGCAAACCAGCAACAAAGCAAAUUAGACUUGAGGCCUUUGUUUGACACAAUUGAAAAUGUAAAACAGACAAUUGCCCUGAUGGAGACAUAUGACCAGCGCUUGGUUGUUUUGGAAGAUCAGUCCAGCAAACAUGAUCUCCAGAUCAAUAUUCACAAAGCACAGCUUAAUAAAAAUGAAGAACGAUUUAAGCUUUUGGAAGGCACGUGCUACAAUGGGAAAUUAAUCUGGAAAAUCACGGACUACAGGAUGAAGAAAAAAGAAGCAGUGGAAGGCCGUGUCCUCUCCAUAUUCAGCCAGCCCUUUUACACCAGCCGCUGUGGGUACAGGUUAUGCGCAAGAGCCUACCUGAACGGGGAUGGCUCAGGAAAAGGAACACAUGUCUCUCUCUACUUCGUAGUGAUGAGAGGGGAGUUUGACUCGCUGCUACUGUGGCCUUUCAAGCAAAAAGUUACACUUAUGCUUUUGGACCAAAGUGCAAAAAAAAAUCACAUUGUGGAAGUGUUUAGAGCUGACCCCAAUAGCAGCAGUUUCAAAAGGCCAGAUGGAGAAAUGAAUAUUGCCUCUGGAUGUCCACGCUUCGUUUCACACGCGGUCUUGGAGAACACAAAGAACACCUACAUCAGAGACGACACUCUGUUUUUGAAAGUGGUGGUGGAUUUAUCCGAUCUGGAAGAAUUGUGA